CCGAAAUCAACCAGUCGGUUAUAAGCAAUAUAAUGUAUUCAUGCUGGAAUAAUGUAUCAUAUAUAAUACUUAACAGUUAUAUAUUACUAUAAUAUUAUCAUUUAACAAGUGAGUUAUAAUCAAAUAAGUGAAUUUUGAAACAGAAAGUAGGAAGUAGUAACGAAUGGUUGAAAAUCAUACCCUACCAAGCCUACAUGUACUUAUAUACGACCUUGAGUGUAACUUGGAAAUCAAACAAUAAUUGUUAUGAACGAUGAAGAAAUCACGAAAGGAAAUUACGGAGAGUAUCCGUUCAGUUAAGCCGGAAGAAGAGAUAGAUAAUCGAUGUAUACAACAGAACAAACAAGCUAGUUCCACAAUAUAUCAAGUGCAUUUGUCAAACUGUCAAAUAGGAAACAACAACACCUUAGUGCAGUCAGAUGGAGGACACAGUGCUACUUCCCCGAGAAGAAAAGAUGAUGGCAGCCAGAAAGCGAAAAACCAUGCAGGGAUUCUUAUCUUGAAGACAAUUUUCGAGUCAAAUGAAAAUAGACCAAUACUGUUUGCUGACCUAGAAUUACAAGUGAAAGAGUAUGUACAUACAGAGGGGCUAAAGUCUUUUAAAACAGUCACAGGUUGGGCACUGAACGACUUUCUUAUAAAAAAUAGAGAUCAAUUUGAUACAUUUAACAGAAAGCAACGAAAAUAUGUUAAACUACGUCAUAAACGCAAACACAAUAUCGUACAUUCCUCAACUUGCCUCGACAAGUAUGAUUCUGUUGAAAAUAGCAUGCAACUUCAAGAUGUUCCGAACGAAAGUAAUAACUGUGCUAAAGAUGAAACUGAUGCUAGAGUUAAACAGUUACAGCCAGUUACAGAGAACUGGAAACAAGUGAAACAAAGACAGCAAAAUCAAGUUGUACCCGACUCCAAAAGUACAAGUGGGGCAAAUAGUAACGAUAUGACAAUAUAUUCACUUGAUGUCAGAGACGAUAAAACAAUAGACACUGAACAAACAAACAAAUUAGAUGAAACAACUGCCAGCAAUAUCCGAAAGGACUGGUCACCAGACAGAGUUGACGCUCUGAUACGACAUGGCGAAAAACGAGAUCUUGCAUUUGUACUAUCCAUUCACCAAUAUAUAGAUAGUCCAAACAAACUAUCGUUAGAUAUUGUAAGUAUGUGGAACACUCCACAUAGAUCAAAAUCAUAUAUUAUCAUAGGGAUGAUCCAGGGAAAUAUAAUUGGGGUAGAUGAUCAGUUUCAUACCACUAAUUUUGAAAAUCUUUUCCAAACCUCGUAUUUUUCACAGAAACCUUUAUUCAAUUAUUACAAUAUUGAGUAUAACUCUAAAUGUCUUCUUGUGAUUGAGAUAUUAUCAAGCUGCGGGUUUGGUAGUCCAUGUGUUGUAGAAAAGAACUUUAAGGUCCCUGAUGGUAUUACUAUAAAGAAGAUGCAAGUCUGGGUCCGGAAAUCAUUUCGCAACGUUGUUUGUGAAUCAAAAAAUCUACCUGAAAUAUACAGCUGGUUUUCCGGCCACUUGCCAAAACACAAACGAAGUAUGGUGUCGGAAACAGGAGUUUGGACAGACAAAAGAACGAAUGACGACAAUGAUGAAAAAUACCACAUGCAAGGAAAUCUUAUCAACUCAAACGUAGAAACUCGAUAUCUGUCUGGAGAAACAUUAAGUUUCUUUUGGGAAUCAGUUAAGGGUUUCCAAAAAGGCCAUUUCGUACUGCUUGUCGGGGACAUAGCGUGUGACAAACGACACUUGCAUCACUUAGCAAAAGUUCCGUGGAUCUGUGUCUACGACUUUGAUAUAUUCAGUUACAGCGACGGACUAUUAAAUGCCAUGCAAGACUCUUUGAACACGGAGAGGCAUUUAUCAAUAAAUACAUGGAAUGAACCGGCAGAGAAUAUAUCAGAACUAGGGACACGCUGGUGCUUUAUGAGGGGCCGACAGGAGAUGGGUAGCACACGAACAGAUCUCAAAGACAAUGUGAUUGAAGAUACAAAUAUUUGGUUUCAACUGGCGAAAAGAGGAAUCCAAAAUAACUGCGAAAAACUUGCUAACUUUGCAGAGGACUACACUGUCCCAACUGUUGUCUUCUUGUGGCCGAAAACGGAAAAACUUGUACCAUUUAUGGUAAAAUUUCUGUCACGAUUAACAGAGACACUCACAAGUUCGCCGAAUCUGGUUUUGUGUAUGAACAGACAACCAGAAACAAACAGCGGUCGACUGAAAUUUGAAACGCUUUGUGAUGACUUCGGAAGUAGUAUCAGUGUCUGUUACCUCCAAUAUGAACAGAUGUGUAUCGGCAUCAGCGAACAGUCGUCGGUAAAAACAAGUAAGACGAUAUCAUACGAACUGCCAAGAAACCAAAUGCACGAGUCACCAGCAGUAUCAGAGAAGGAUGCAACGUGGCUGCGAGAAGACUUCGAAGUUCUUUUUGUCAAUAAUCCAUAUGAUACUUCAAACAUUUCUUCAGAAGAAAUACAAAACGAGCUGACAAAUUUUAGUAAAGGAGGAUCACUUCCAUGGUAUACAUGGUACAGUGGGGAAGCUGAAACAUCCGUUAUUGAACGAGGCAUUGAGAAGGACUUGGAGGAAAAAAUUAGCAAACAUCUAGAGGAUUACAGAACUUCAAUGAUUACACUCUGUCAUGCCCCAGGUUCAGGUGGGACAACAUUAGCACAGAAAAUACUUUGGCAUUUUCAUCGAAAAACUCCAUGUGUUCAUCUUAAGCUUCGAACAGUCUCCAAUGUAGAUGAGCUGAACAGAAAAAAUUGUUUUUUGUAUGACAGAACGGACUUACCUGUUCUUCUUCUAAUUGAUGGCGAAGAAGAAUCCAAAGUUCGUCUUCUCUCCAGGCAAUUAAAAUAUACUGUCAUAUUGUAUAUUAAGCGUUAUCCUUAUAAAAUUCACUUUUCAAAAGACCAUGAUCGAGUUUACAUGUCUGGUAUUGUUUCGUCUAAAGAAUCGCUGGAACUAGAAACAAAACUAGGCGUCAAGUGUGGCGAUGAGAACAAAAGGGCACGCCUUCAUGAGAUGACAAUUGAUAUUAAGAAUGGAAGAUCAAAUCAUUGUAUGUACGAAUACGGAAUGACAGUCUAUUUACAUGAAUUUAAAGGCAUCGUGUCUUACGUUGAGGGUUAUCUUGAACUUGACAAAAACCCUACAAGAGAUCUCAAUUCAUGUCAAAAAUGUUUAGGAUUUUUGGCUUUGGUUUAUUAUUAUGGGCAGUCAUGCGUCCCAUGCCAAUUCUUCUCGGCUUUGUUCAACAAACCAUCAGGUUACAACAUGACGUUGGAAGACUUUCCUCCACUGGUUCAAGAAUUUGUUGUCUAUGACAAAAAUGAAGGAAAACGCAACAACAUCCGAAUUUGCCAUUACAUAAUAGCCAAAGAAAUACUCGAACAAAUUUUAUCACGACAUGUAGGUAGAAUAACCGAAAGAAACGACACAAUCGGGAAAGUAGCAUGUCAUAAUCUGGCAAAAUUUUGCAAAGAAUUCAUCGAAUAUUCGUGCAGCAAGAAAACUAAGGUGAGCACACUUUCAACAACUAUACGAUUUAUUCUUACUAAAACCUUCAUUUUCCGGGACGAAAAGGACAUGAGCGACAAUGAGGAACAGGUUCGGAAGAAACCAGUCUUAUCGAAAUUAAUGAUAGAUAUUCCAGGUGGAAAGCCACUGUUCACAGAAAGGCUUUUAGUAUUGCAGAAACUGACAGAGUCAUUCCCUGAUGAUCCAAAUUACUGUGCACAUCUAGGGCGUUUCUACGCUUUUUGUAGACCUAACGAAGAAAAUGAAGCCGAAAAAUGUUUCCGGAAAGCUAUAAAAAUAUGCGAAGACCAAAUACAUGGCAAACGUGAUGAAGACAUAGACGAUGGAAUAAAACUGACUAUGAUGCACAUAUACCAUAUGUAUGGAAUAAUGAAACAAAGAUGUAUGUCAAAAUACACUGAUCGCACGCAAAAAGAAAGAAUUGUGACCGUCGACAAAGAUUUUUUAUUCCAUGAAAUUACAGAAGAAUUGGUACCUAUUGUUGAAACGGCUUGUGAAUACUUUAAAAAAUCGAGAGAUAUAACGCCUCCAAACCAUGAUGUUUACACAUAUGCAUACACAGGUGAAAUACAAUCCAGACUACAAUUUUGUGAUUUUGUUAACAGGCAUUUUCGCAAAGGAGAAAAUGGAAUUACACAGUUUUUGAGUUCAGAUGCCGACCAGAGGUCCAAGUUAUUCGUGCAGAAGAGUUUUUCAGUCAUUGAAAAUCUGAUAUAUGAAUGUUACAUGGAUGUGAUAUUGAUGGACAGAGAUUCGCAAUCACUGCGCCGUUACGUUGUUUGGUAUAAUACGCUUUUUCAGAAACAAAUCCUUCCACUUGAUUCAUUUUGGUCUGAUGAUAUGGUCAGCAAUAGAAGACUUAAAAUAGCUGCAAAAAAACUGAAGUAUGGAAAAACAUCAAACAUUUUAAGUGGUGUUGAAACAAUAGAUGAUGAAAAGGAACUAGAGGAGAUAAUUCAUUGGUAUGAGGAAAACUUCACUGACAUACAAGACUAUGGAUUUCAAGAAGAAGACGGCAAAAAGGAAUUGGAAAGAGACUACAGGGACUGGAUAUAUGCCAUACGCCUUGAUAAAUUCAAAAGGGAUUACUCCCUGGAAGUAGUUCUUAGUCAUGUCCAGCAAUGGAACGAUAAAUUGGGGUCUCCAAUAUCGACAUUUUAUCUAUUCAUUUUAAAAAGUCUGUUGGGUUUUGGCACAGAACAAACUCAGGGUAAGACAGAAUGUUUGAUUGAAGCACUAGAUUGUAGAGAGCGACUGGUCAAGAUGAACAAUUUAAUUAUACGACCUAAAUACCCACGCGAAUGGUUAGGUAGUGAUGGAGAGGGAAUAAAGCGGCUAAAAUCUGGAAAUCGUUAUGUUGGAAUCUAUGCAGAGGAUAGAGAAACUUCAAACAACAGACUUGACCUUGCAGUAUGUAAAGGCACAAUUUGCAGACCUAACACGAACAAAGUAAAUGGAAUGAUCGCUCUUGAUCUCGGAGCAAACACGCCAGAGGUUCGGGUAUACUUUAUCCCAAAAAUAGUUCGAUUAGAAGGAACUCGUUUUGCUGGGCAUAGAGUAGAAUUUAAUUUGGCUUUUUCCUUCCAAAACGGCUUUGAGGCAUAUAAUGUCAAAAUCCUCAAACGCUAUGGAUGUUCUCACUGCAGUCGUAAACUCGAGUUCACAAGCUGCGAGUCCACGUUGUAUUGUAAAUGCGGAAGACCAGUCCAGAAGGACGAACUGAAUGAAGUUAAAUGAUGUAAUUGAGACAUAAAUUUAAAUGACAGUGUUGAAAUGAGAAACGGGACAUACUUAUGGAAGCAAAUUGCUUAAUAUCUUGGGUAAUAAAUAAUAAGUGACGACGAAUAAUUACUCGGCAUACUAAAAGUUCGGAGAAUUGUCAGUAUUGUACCCUGUCUUGCAUCUUCUCGCCAACAUCAUGCUAUCAUCAUUUAAGAUAUAUUAUUCAAACAAAGGCACCACUUUUAAAAAUUCGUAUGUGUUUCCAACAAGUAUAUGAUAAUACUGAAAUAUUUAUAAACAUCACCUAAUAUAUAAUAAUGACAUGGUACGUAACACUAUAUUCAUUUGUAAACUGUUAGCAUGUGUUUAAACUGUAAAUGUAUCAUUUCUUCAUGAGAAGCAAAACAUAUUUCUACACCUUUUUCUACCACAAAAUCAGCGGCUUGAUAAUUUCGUAAUGAUGUUGUUUUACACUACCCUAAUGUAGCUGAUUAAUGGUUAAAGUAUCCAAUUAUACUUUUUAUUUUGCAAACUGUUUCUGGAAAUGAGCAAUCACUUGGUAAAAAAAACUUCUAUUCUUAUGGUACUUCAAUCUGUCUAUGAAGCUGUUAAUAUAUUGUAACAAAUCUCAUCUGAAUUGGUAAGCAAAGACUUUGUAAAAUCUAACACGAAAGAAAAAUAACAACAAGAGGGCCAUAAUGGCCCUUUAUCGCUCACCUGUCAUCACUGCACUUAAGGACAAGAAGGUCAAAAAAUCAUAAGAUCAAUCAAAAGAAUUAUGAGAAAAUAUAGUUGAAAUUUUCUUUAAGGUACAGAUAUGUCAAAAUACACCUAGAAAUUGGAGGUAUCAUCCAUGUUGUACCACAGGAAAGUGGUCUUGGGUUUUCCCUACGGCCAAUAAUAAGAAAGUUACUAAAUAAGCUAUUUAUAGUAACAUAAAAGGGAAGUAAUUAAAAAAUUAUUGUAAGUGAACAAAAGAAGGAUCUGCCAAAUAAAAACAUGAGCACUGCAAUGCAACGCAAAUGCAGAGCAAUAUACACACAAAACAAAGUCACAUGAACUUUGACCCCUAAGUGUGACCUUGACCUUGAAGUGAGCCAUCCGAAACAUGCACUCUGCACAUCGUUUCGAUGAGGUGAACACUUGUGUCAGGUUUCUUUGAAAUCCUUCAAGGGCUUCAAUAGGUACAGAGCAGAAGGGAAAUCGCUAACCAACAGACAGACAGACAGACAGACGGACGGAUACCGAGGCGAUAACACAAUACGUCUCUUAGGGCGUAUAAAAAGGAAUCGAGAUCUUAUGGUGAUACAAGUUGUGUGCAAGUUUGGUUAAAAUCAAAUCAUAAAUGAAGCUGCUAUUGUGCAGACAAGGUCAAAAUAGCUUAUUUUUGGCCCUUUCAGGGGCCAUAACUCUGGAACCCAUAAUAGAAUCUGGCCAGUUCAAGAAAAGAAUCAAGAUCUUGUGGUGAUACAAGUUGUGUGCAAGUUUGGUUAAAAUCAAAUCAUAAAUGAAGAUGCUAUUGCGCAGACAAGGUCAAAUAGCUAAUUCUGGCCCUUUCAGGGGCCAUAACUCUGAAACACAUUAUGGGAUCUGGCCAGUUCAAGAAAAGAACCAAGAUCUUAUGGUGACACAAGUUUUGUGCAAGUCUGAUUAAAUUCAAGUCAUAAAUGAAGCUGCUAUUGUGCAGAAAAGGUCAAAAUAGGUAAUUCUUGCCCUAUCAGGGGCCAUAACUCUGGAACAUGUAAAAGAAUCAGGCCAGUUCAGGAAAGGAAUCAAGAUCUUGUGGUGAUACAAGUUGUGUGCAAGUUUGGUUAAAAUCAAAUCAUAAAUGAAGCUGCUAUUGUGCAGACAAGGUCAAAAUAGCUAAUUUUGGCCCUUUCAGGGGCCAUAACUCUGAAACCCAUAAUGGUAUCUGGCCGGUUUAAAAAAGGAACCGAGAUCUUAUGGUGAAACAAGUUUUAUGCAAGUUUGAUUAAAUUCAAAUCAUAAAUGAAGAUGCUAUUGUGCAGACAAGGUCAAAAUAACUUAUUUUGGCCCUUUCAGGGGCCAUAACUCGGGAACCCAUAAAGAGAUCCGGCCAGUUCAAGAAAGGAACUAAGAUCUUAUGGUGAUACAAGUUGUGUGCAAGUUUGGUAAAAAUCAAAUCAUGAAUAAAGCUGCUAUUGUGCAGACAAGGUCAAAAUUGCUAAUUUUGGCCCUUUCAGGGGCCAUAACUCUGGAACCCUUAGUGGGAUCUGGCCAGUUCAAGAAAAGAUCUUAUGGUGAUACAAGUUGUAUGCAAGUUUGGUUAAAAUAAAAUCAUAAAUGACACCACUACCGUGCAGACAAGAAAUUGUGGACGGACGACGGACAAAAGGUGAUCACAAAAGCUCACCAUGUCACUACGUGACAGGUGAGCUAAAAAUAACUUUGCAAAGGAAAAUGUAAUUGUGCUAGCUACAUAAAUCAUUGAAUCUUCCAUGAAAUAACUUAAACAAAACAAAACUGAAGCGCAAAAAUCCUCCUACCUAUUUCUCCGAAAGAAAAAACACUAAUUUAGAUGUUUUGUCCGUUAAAUCUUAAACUUUCAACAAAUUCAGGAAUGAGCAUGCACCGUGCAUUUUCACGACUUUGGUAUGACGUGGCCAGGGAACGAACCUACGACCUCCCGCACUCGGAGCGGCUGCACUACAAGGCUAUCGAGGCGAUUUUUAGUCAUUAAAGAAAUAUGACUCAAAGUCUUACUAACUUCUAUAUUUAUAUACAUGUACAAAUAUUAUAUCAGGGUAACUGCAUAAAACCUGAAAUAUUUAUUCUUUGAAUCUGGAUCGUAACUUGUGCUUAUAUUUAAUAUCAUGUUAUGCAUUUUAACGUGUAAUUGUUGCUGAUAUUGAUAAUAGUAUCGUAGUAUCUUGAAAUACUUUAUAUUAGAUAAUAUGUAUUGAUAAGUACUAUGUAAAUCAACGAGGUGAAAAACGGGAAACAUUUAGUCAAUUUCAUACAUGUAUCUAUUUAAAUGUAAAUUCGUAUCUAUAUUUUUUUCUACAUAGCAUCAUUAAGGUUCCUUCUAAAAUAAACACAAUUGAUAAGUAAGUUGAAGGAUCUAAGUUUAGGUCAUUUUACUGAAUUGAACACAAAACGUACAGUGGAUUGGAUUGGCAAUGUCUGGGUUUAUUUUAUACCAUAUAUUUGUAGUAUAAACAUGUGAUACUAUUUAGAAAACAAGAGGGCCAAGAUGGCCCUAGGCCGCUCACCUGAGAAACACACCAUAACAGCUAGUGUAAACAUGUUUGACCUAAUGAUUGCAUGGAAAAAAAUAUUCUGACCAAUUAUCAUAAAUAUUUGGGCAAAAAAUCUUAAAUAUAAAUAAGUAUUUUCUUUGAUUUGACUAAGUGACCUAGUUUUCGACCACAGACUACCCAUAUUCAAACUUGACCUAUAUUUCAUCAAGCAAACCAUUCUGACCAAAUUUUAUGAAAUCCAGUGUAAAAUGCAGUCCCUAUUGCAUACACAAGGUUUUUCCUUGAUUUGACUUAGUGACCUAGUUUUUAAACCCAGAUGACCCAUAUUUGAACUUGACCUAGAUUUCAUCAAGGCUAUCAUUCUGACAAAAUUUCAUAAAGAUCAGUUGAAAAAUACAGCCGCUAUCGCAUACACAAGGUUUUUCUUUGAUUUAACCUAGUGACCUACUUUUUGACCCAGAUGACCCAUAAUUAAACUUGACCUAGAUUACAUCAAGGCAAUCAUUCUGACCAAAUUUCAUAAAUAUCAAUUGAAAAAUACAGCCUCUAUCGCAUACAUAAGGUUUUUCUUUAAUUUGACCUAGUGACAUAGUUUUUGACCUCAGAUGACCCAUAUUCAAACUCGGCCUAGAUUUCACCAAGGCAAUCAUUCUGACUUAAUUUCAGGAAGAUCAAUCGAAAAAUAUAGCCUCUAUCGCAUACACAAAGUUUUUCUUAGAUUUAACCUAGUGACCUACUUUUUGACCCCAGAUGACCCAUAUUCAAGUCUGACCUAUAUUUCAUCAAUGCAAUCAUUCUUACCAAAUGUCAUGAAGAUCAAUUGAAAAAUACAGCCUCUAUCGCAUACACAAGGUUUUUCAUUGAUUUGACCUAGUGACCUAGUUUUUGAUUUCAGAUGAUCCAUUUUCGAACUCGUUCUAGAUUUCAUCAAGGCAAUCAUUCUGAUCAAUAUUCGUGAAGAUUAAUUGAAAAAUACAGCCUCUAUCGCAUACACAAGGUUUUUCUUUGAUUUGACCUAGUGACCUAGUUUUUAACCCGAGAUGACCCAUUUUCGAACUCGACCUAGAUUUCAUCAAGGUUAUCAUUCUGACCAAUAUUCAUGAAGAUUAAUUGAAAAAUACAGCCUCUAUCGCAUACACAAGGUUUUUCUUUGAUUUGACCUAGUGACCUAGUUUUUGACUCGAGAUAAUCCAUUUUCAAAUUCGGCCUAGAUUUUAUCAAGGUUAUCAUUCUGACCAAUAUUCAUAAAGAUUAAUUUAAAAAUACAGCCUCUAUCGCAUACACAAGGUUUUUCUUUGAUUUGACCUAGUGACCUAGUUUUUAACUCGAGGUGACCCAUUUUCAAACUCGGCCUAGAUUUUAUCAAGGUUAUUAUUCUUACCAAAUGUCAUGAAGAUCAAUUGAAAAAUACAGCCUCUAUCGCAUACACAAGGUUUUUCUUUGAUUUGACCUAGUGACCUAGUUUUUGAUUUCAGAUGAUCCAUUUUCGAACUCGGUCUAGAUUUCAUCAAGGCAAUCAUUCUGAUCAAUAUUCGUGAAGAUUAAUUGAAAAAUACAGCCUCUAUCGCAUACACAAGCUAAAUGUUGACAGACAGACGACAGACGACGGACAUCGAGCGAUCAGAAAAACUCAAAAAGAAAAGUAACACAAAGCUGGACAACAAUAUAAUUUUUUUUACGCAUCGUAUUUUCAAUGAGCACGCUUCAAGCUUUAUAUGGAUUUGUUUGCUUUUAUUCCUUAGUUAUUUCAAAUUAAAUAAGUGUUUGAGGAGUUUUGGAAGUAUUGAAUUAUACGGGAAACACUUAUAAAUACAAAUGUAUGUAGAACUUUGGUUAUGCAGUACAAUUUUCAUAAAAAACUAGAUGGAAUAGACAUUUAUUUAUUAUUUUAUAUAAUUCAUCAAUUUAGACAACAAUGAUUUAUGAUUUUACAGAUCUUGUAAACAUUUCUGUUUUUAAAAAAAUGAUAUUGUAAAUAAAAAGCGUAAUUUAAAUAUGCACACAUACACAAAAUGGUAUAUUUCUACAAUUUUGAUAUUCCUUAGGAAUGCAUUUUUAUUGUAAUGUGAAUCUGUACACAUGCCCUGUUUAGAUUAUUUUAUUCAUUAUGUUUAUUUUUUGUUUAUGUAUAGGGCGGCUUGACACAUAAAGUAUGUGCUCUUCACCACUGUACCUAUGAGUCGUGCAACAUCAAGUUGUAAUAAUGAAAUGAAUGAACUGGCACGCAGAAAAAUAAAAGAUCAUUAUUGUUAUUUUAUGACAAAUAUUUUCUAAUUAACCAAACAAACUAUUGCAAAUUACCAUUAGUGUUAUAAUGCAAAUUUUGAUGUAAUAUUACAUGAAUGGUACAUAAAGGAUAUUACAUUCAUGACAGCAAUAAUAAGCUAAGAACAUACAGAAAGUUUAAAACUAGCUAUGAAAAUGAGUAUUAUUGUAAAAUGCAGUUACCGUAUUGUCAUAGAUCAGCAUUAGCCAAAUUCAGAUGUGGGGUUGCCCCCGCUCCCACCCCACCCUCUUAGAAUAGAAACAGGACGCUUUGUGAAUCUCCCAUUAUCAGAAAGGGUCUGUGCAUUCUGUGCCGAUACAGUCAAGACAGAAAUGCAUGUCAUAUUAGAUUGUACUCUGUAUUUAUCCGAGAGAAAUGCUCUUUUUGUAAAAGCAAACUCUCUCAGUAUUAACUUCAAUUCACUGAAUAGCAAUGAUAGAUUUGAAUUCUUGUUUACCCACCCAGAUAUGAUUAGGGUAAUAGCAAAAACCUUUUACAAUAAUUAUAUUGAAGCACCGUCAUAAUUCUCUGUAGGCCUGUAGUAAAAAGUUGAAGUAAUAAGUAGUUUUAGCUAGAAAAUAUUUUAAUAACUAGAUAUUAUAAUCUAUGUGUACUCUGUUUUAAAGUGAAACAUGGUAUGUAAGUUUAUUGUAACUGUAAUUUUAAUUUGCCACAAUGUUUUAGGUAGUGGAUGUUGUAUGUUAAUACCUGUUUGAAUACAAAAUAUUUUACAUGAUUGCAUGGGAAGUUUGCGAAUCUGUCUUUUUCCUAAACUGUAGGCUAUUUUAAAUUUUGGAAUGCAUUUAAUGCAUACUUCUUGUCAUAUGCCAGAUUUUAUUUAUGUUUUAGAGACUUAAGCGUUUGUGAGCUUCCUUGACCGGGCUUCGUAUUGUCCGUCUAGCUGAAAUGCUGUUCUGCAAUCUAGCUGAAAUGCUGUUCUGCACUCUUAGGGAAUGUCAUCUCUAAUUUUAGCUCAUCUGAUGUUUUGAAAAAUAAUCAAUCGGCGUUGGCGUCGGCGUUGCCUGGUUAAGUUUUAUGUUUAGGUCAGCUUAUAUCAAAAACUAUCAAAACUAUUGCUUUAAAACUUGCAACACUUGUUUACCAUCAAUAGCUGACUCAGUAUUGCAAAAAAACAACAUAACUCCUGCUUUUAAAAAAAAUUAUGGCCCCUUUUGGACUUAGAAAAUCAGAUUUCUUGGUCAAGUUUUGUGUUUAGGUCAGCUUUUCUCCUAAACUAUCAAAGCUAUUGCUUUAAAACUUGCAACACUUGAUCACCAUCAAAAGCUGACUCUAUAAAACAAGAAACAUAACUCAGUCCUGCUUUUUGCAUGAACUAUGGCCCCUUUUGGACUUGGAAAGAAUCCGAUUUCUUGGUUAAGUUUUGCGUUUAGGUCAACUUUUCUUCUUAAGGUUCAAAGCUAUUGCUUUAAAACUUGGAGCAGUUAUUUGCCAUUACCAGCUGACUUUGCACAGCAAAUACCGUAACUCUACAUUGCUUUUUGCAAGAAUUAUGGCCCCUUCUGGACUAAAAAAGUCAUGGGUAUGACAAUAGUUAUAUUAUACAGAGGCAAUAAAAAUCAGAUGAGCGUCUGCACCCGCAAGGUGGUGCUCUUGUUUUCAAGUGUUUCAGACAUUUCAUAUAGUUUUAUACAGAGAAGAACUGAUAUACAGUGCAUAGCUUGUGUUAUAUGUAAUGUUCGAUGUAUCUUAUCCUGUCAUGUAUUGUUGUUUUAAUCUGUACAGUAUUGAUACAAUUCUCUUAUAAUUCUGUUCUAUUAUGGCCAUAUGCAUUUAUAUAAUUGGUGUAAUAUACUUGUAUGUAGAUGAGACUAUAAUAAACAAUAAAUAUAAAUAUUCAUGAGCGUCUUUUCAUACUGAAUUUAUUAAACGACUGGAAUAAAUUCAAUAUGGAAAGACAAAAAAAAUGUAAUAUUCUUGUUAUAACACGUAAGUUAUUUCUGCUUAAACAUAAAAACAUCAUUUUUAGCUCACCUGUCACAAAGUGACAAAGUGAGCUUUUGUGAUCGCGUGGCGUCCGUCCGUGCGUGCGUAAACUUUUGCUUGUGACCACUCUAGAGGUCACAUUUUUCAUGGGAACUUUAUGAAAGUUGGUCAGAAUGUUCCUCUUGAUGAUAUCUAGGUCAAGUUCGAAACUGGGUCAUGUGCGGUCAAAAACUAGGUCAGUAGGUCUAAAAAUAGAAAAACCUUGUGACCUCUCUAGAGGCCAUAUUUAUCAAUGGAUCUUCAAGAAAAUUGGUCAGAAUAUUUAUCUUAAUGAUAUCUAGGUUAAGUUCGAAACUGGGUUAUGUGCGGUCAAAAACUAAGUCAGUAGGUCUAAAAAUAGAAAAACCGUGUGACCUCUCUAGAGGCCAUAUUUCUCAAUGGAUCUUCAUGAAAAUUGGUCAGAAUGUUUAUCUUGAUAACAUCUAGACCAAGUUCGAAACUGGGUCACGUGCGAUUAAUUACUAGGUCAGUAGAUCUAAAAAUAGAAAAACCUUGUGGCCUCUCUAGAGGCCAUAUUUUUCAAGAGAUCUUCAUGAAAAUUGAUCAGAAUGUUCAUCUUGAUGAUAUCUAGGUCAAGUUCGAAACUGGGUUACAUGCGGUCAAAAAUUAGCUCAGUAAGUCUAAAAAUAGAAAAACCUUGUGACCCCUCUAGAGGCCACAUUUCUAAAUAUAUCUUCAUGAAAAUUGGUGAGCCUAUUUAGCUUGAUGAUAUCUAGGUCAAGUUUGAAACUGGGUUAUGUGCGGUCAAAAACUAGGCCAGUAGAUCGAAAAAUAGAAAAACUUUGUGACCUUUCUAGAGGCCAUAUUUUUCAUGCAAUCUUCAUGAAAAUUGAUGCGAAUGUUCAUCUUGAUGAUAUCUAGGUCAAAUUCAAAAGUGGGUUACGUGCCUUCAAUAACUAGGUCAUUAGGUCAGAUAAUAGAAAAACCUUGUAACCUCUCUAGAGAUCAUAUUUUUCAAUGAAUCUUCAUGAAAAUUGGUCAGAAUUUUUUAUCUUGAUGAUAUCUAGGUCACAUGUGCUCAAAAACUAGGUCACUAUGUCAAAUAAUAGAAAUAACGACGUCAUACUCAGUUCAACACUGGGUCAUGUGGGGAUAGGUGAGCGAUUCAAGACCAUCAUGGUCCUCUUGUUUUCUUUACCUAUUACAGGCAAAGUGAAUUGGACCAACGUCUCCUGACAUCAAACAUGUGAUAAAUUAUUAUGACAGAACAUAUGCUUUAAAUAAACAAAAAAGUGUGUGGACAAUUUGUCUCUCUUGGUUACCAAAUUGUACCAAGUAGGGACGUAUUUAAACGCAGCGCCAACAAUCUUUUCCUUGCACAAAUUUUGUUUACAAUAACCAUAAACACAUGUCUAUGAUCGCUUUAUUCAUAGACGCAGAGUCAAAUGACUGUUUGUGGUCGCUAAAAUCAUAACCGAAUCCUAAAAUGUCUGCCAAAUACAUCCCAAGCAAUCAUUUUGUUUGUGAUCAUAAACGCACAGCAUUACACUUUUUUGUUUAUGAUCGCAAUAACCAUAAACGCAUUGUUUCUAUGGUCUCUAUAAGCAUAGACUCGGGGGAAAUAUCCAAAAUCAUAAACGUGCCCUAGAAAUGUCAGCCAAAUGUCAGAGGAUGCUUGCAUAGCAGAUGAUCGAGCGAAACUCGGCCUCAAAUUGCCAGAAUUCGCUCCCAAGAUCAGGGGAAAUAAUCCAUCAAAGCCCUAGACUAGAUGAUCUCGCUUAACGGGCCAUAACUGAGAUGAGACAAUUAACCAUCACAUCAGUAAUACUCAAGAACUAAUGCUAUAACCUGUUACAAUUCAAAAAAAAAUUGUUCCAGUGUUAAAUUCAUAGAAACUAUACCACAUGUAUAUAUAAUUCACUUUUUUGAAAACUGAUGGUUUAACAAAAAGCCACACAAGUGUCGGCUCUUAUUUUUUUUCACAUAUUUCAUGAUAUUUCCAUUUUGUUACAUCUAUGUCUUUGAAUUUGUGUUUGAUAUAUCUAUUUUCUUAAAGCUUGCUGUCGCGAAGUGUAUGUAUUUGUUUUAAAUUGAAAGUGUUUUAAUUAAAGUUUUAAUGCCGCUCAUUACUGUAUAGUGUAUGUUCAAUUACUUUGAACAUGUAAUUUUAUUAACAAAUGUACCGCAAUGUCAAUAUUUCAUUCUACAACAAGUGUGAAUGCGUCUAUUGUACAUUUAUCAUGCACCGUUAAUUGUUAAUGUUUUGCACUGUGAAAAUAAAAGAAAUUUGAAAGGUA
Mercenaria mercenaria is the source of this 14994-nucleotide messenger RNA. RefSeq lists its product as uncharacterized. Gene Ontology annotation, cellular component: cytoplasm. Bases 254 to 5281 code for a protein of 1675 amino acids. Lineage: Eukaryota; Metazoa; Mollusca; Bivalvia; Venerida; Veneridae. The record is from RefSeq and is a predicted model, not a curated record. The transcript has 3 exons.